Messenger RNA from Leguminivora glycinivorella, 1839 nucleotides. RefSeq names its product zonadhesin-like. The record is from RefSeq and is a predicted model, not a curated record. NCBI's taxonomy places the organism in Eukaryota, Metazoa, Arthropoda, Insecta, Lepidoptera, Tortricidae. Bases 87 to 1634 code for a protein of 515 amino acids. The transcript is spliced from 9 exons.
ACGAGUGCAACUGAGGAAAAUAAUGAAAUAAACACGGCCGCAGGUAACAUAUUUCUCAAUCAGAAGCUAAAGGCAGAGAGGACACCAUGAUUCGGGUGCUACUAGUGCUUGGUCUGGCUUCGCUGUGUACAUCAUACAGUAUAGUUUGCGACCCGUCGAAACCUUUGGUCGUACAAUGUCGCCACCCCUGUCCCCCAGAACGGACAUGUCAGAACAGGAACGGGCCCGAACCUCCCUGUGUACCUCCUACGGAACCUUGUAAGGAAACAUGUGUGUGUGAAGAUGGGUACGCGAGGAACAAGUAUGGAGGGUAUUGCGUCACUUUCGAACAAUGCGAUAAAUGUCCUGGCAACAACCUAUACUUUGCCUGCGAUGGUCCAUACAGCCAGAACUGCACGGGUAGCUGCUAUUGCACAGAUGGCUAUGAAUGCAACGCUAACGGCACUUGUGUCUCAACUGACUCCCCGACGAGUGUUAACCAACCACCUCCGCUACAGCCUCAAACACCACCAACUCCUAAUAAGCUCACCUGUGACAGUGAGACCCGGCACGAGGUCCUGGGCUGCAGAUUCGGCUGUCCCCCUGAAAGGACCUGUCAAAAUCGCAACGGGCCCUUUCCAUCCUGUGCCCCACCACCGCCUUGGCUCAAGUGUACGGACCAAUGCGUCUGUGCGGAUGGCUAUAUUAAGAACGGAAAUGGUGAUUGUAUACCGGAAGAACUAUGUGAUAAAUGUACCGGUCAAAAUGAGUACUUCCAAUGCGAUGGAGUGAACGAACCUGACUGCGAGGGACACUGCUACUGCUUCUCAAACCACGUACGAGACAUAAACGACAAGUGCGUUUACGUCGAUCCGGCGGCACCACCGAAGAUAUUUGACCCACCAAUUGAGACUACAGAAAGGCCAACAUGCCCCAAGCCUGAAGAGUGCGACACCGCAAGCAGGCACGAGAUCUCAGCCUGCGUGUACGGAUGUCCCCCAGAGAAGUCCUGUCAAAACCGUUUCUGGCCGCCUCCACCCUGCGCCCCACCUGGGCCUGAGAUACAUUGCACCAAUAAAUGCAUCUGCGAUGAUGGAUUCUUCAGGAACGAGCCUACUGGUGACUGUGUCACUGAAGAACAGUGCGACCUAUGCCCCGGCGAGAACGAGUACUUCAAGUGCGAUGGAGUAAAUGAGCCUGAUUGCUAUGGUCACUGCUACUGCCUCCCAAACCACGUUCGAGAUAAAGACUGCAAGUGUGUCUACGUCGAUCCAGCAGCACCUCCGAAAGUGGUAGAUCCGCCUAAGGAACCAGAACUACACUGCAAUUCUGCGAACCACGAGGUGCCCGGUUGCGUCUACCCCUGUCCCCCCGAACGAACAUGCAAGACCUUACACGACCCAGAAAUGCCGUGCCAACCGGAAAACCCCCACGUCUGCAAACCCAGGUGCCUCUGUGGAGAAGGAUAUGUGAAUAAUGGGAUCAAUGGGACUUGUAUUACUAUAGAACAGUGUAAUAAGAUUCUGUGCCCAGGCGUCGGCGAGUACUUCGCCUGCUACGGAAAGUACAUCGAUAGAUGCAACGGUCGCUGUCAGUGCGAAGAGGGGUACAAGCGAGACGGCAAUAUUUGCGUCAAAACCACAUCUACCCCCUAAUAUUUACUAUCCCCUACCGCCUCAUAGCCGCAGACCAGGGGGGUUACCAUGAAGUAGAUGGUAGACGAAUUCUCACGAAACGCUUUGCUUCUUCUUUUCUUAUGCGCACUGCCAAGGAGUGGAAUUCCUUGCCGGUGACUAUAUUUCUGAGCUCAUAUAACCCGGCAACCUUCAAAUCUUAGGGGAACAGGCAUCUUCUGGGCGA